GGCUGAUGCUCGCACGGAUUGUUGAGUUCCAAUGGCCCGUUCCAAGCUGCAUACCAAUGGCUCGUGCCAAGCUUGGUUGGACAAUCUCUUGUCCACGCAUGGGGGGGUGGCUUCUAAGCUGCAUACCAAGAUCAGUUGGGCUGAUCUGGAGGCGUCGUGGCAUAAGCGGUUCCAAAUAGAGCCGCUGCAACUCAAAGCAAUGGAGAAGUUGUUGACGUUCCAACAGAACACCUUGCCGAGCGACAAUUGGAUUGCCGAGUUCAAACGCUUGGCGUCAACGCUGGACGUACCGAUGGGCUUUAUGGCCGUCAAACACUACUUCAUUUCGAGGUCGUGUUCGACAUUGUCCAACACAUUGACUCAAGUUGUAGACACUCUCACUACAACUGCGGAGCUCUUUGACAAGGCCGCACAUAUCAUCUUCACGAACACGGCGGCCAAGAAACUCAACCGUUCGUCUGCGGCAGGCCCGAGCAGAGAACAGCAUGGACCGAAAGUGGCCGUGGUCACGACGGCAACGCCGAUCGACCCCUUAAGCGAGGCCGCGUCUGCCCACGAGGGGGACAAACUUGCAGCCGACCGGGAUGGUGGCCGCCCCAGCAAAGGYCGAGGACGUGGCAGAUUGAAGACCAACACCACGCCARACCCCCGGCCCGCAAUCGGGAAAGUGAGCACUGCCGGGAGUGAGUCGACGACACUCUCCAUGCCUUUGAAACUGGUUGCUACGCGUGCGACCACCCUUCGUUCCGAGGCACAUGCGGAAGUCGAUAGUCCUCCUAUCUUAUAUUCUUAUGAGGACUAUGCUGCCCGGCUCGUUCCUACGCCGGGUACUGAUCCUCAAGGACAAUACGUGUGUGCGGUAUGUUCUCCGUCUGGCAACGACGACUUAUCGUCUUCAAGUGGGUCUUCACGGGAUUCGGCGCGCGAGCUCGACAUAGAGGUAUUGGACCCGCUCACGUCCAAGGAUUUCGCAUGGCUUCCUCUCCCAACCACGGGCCGUUUGCCGGUACCGCCAUGGGCAACACUGUGUGCUCAUCUUCACACGUACUUAUCCUUCUAUGCACYACCAACUUCGUGGACGGAUGACGAAGUUGAGGUGGGGGAUAUCCUUGCGUAUGUUACCAAGGUGGCCCGCGAGUUUCGCACACAAYGGUACGAUGACAACAACGCACCGCUCCUCUAUGUCCGCAUCCAAGUUGGGCAAGCGUCCUGCAUCGCUUUGCUGGAUAGCGGCGCGACACGCAAUUUCACGAGCGAAGCCUUUAUGCAAAGGGCUGACCUUGGCGCACAAGUUCGGAGGAAGGCAAACCCGACGACGGUCAAGUUGGCAGACGGAAUGACGCAACAACUUAUCGACCGCUACAUCGAGGUCGUUCCGGUAUAUUUCGCACCCCAUGCAUGCGAACCGGUGACGUUCGACAUCUUGGACACAAACUUCGAUAUCAUUUUGGGAUUGCCUUGGGUUGCAAGUGCGGAUCACACCGUCAACUUCCAUCGUCGGACUCUUACCGUCCGCGAYGCSUUUGGCGCCGAAGUGUUGUGUAUUAUUCCUCUUUCACACCCUACGRUCYGGUGCCAAGUGGUGACCACCAAGUUGUUCCGGGCUACUUGUGCUUACGAGCAGCCCGACGAGAUAGGCCUAUGUUUCUUACGGACCAUCGCGGUAGCCGACUCUUCACCCAUGGAAUUGUCUUCGGACCCUCGUGUGGUGCGGUUGCUCGACGAGUUCACCGACAUCUUUGAGUCACCUACCGGUGUGGUGCCGGACCGGGCGAUCUCUCACAAAAUCAUUCUUGAGGCCGGUGCCGUGCCGUCGAAUAGUUGUAUCUAUCACUUGAGCGAGGAGGAGCUCACGGUCCUCCGUGCACAACUCGACGACUUGUUGGACAAGGGCUGGAUCUGCCCUAGUAGCUCCCCCUAUGGAGCACCAGUUCUUUUCGUACGAAAGGACAAGGAUCUACGAUUGUGCAUCGAUUACCGGAAGCUCAACGCGCAAACCGUCAAGAAUGUGGGGCCUCUUCCUCGUAUUGACGAUCUUCUUGAUCGAUUGGGCGGCGCGAAGUACUUUUCCAAGUUGGACUUGAAGUCGGGCUAUCAUUAGAUUUCUAUACGCCCAAAUGAUCGCUAUAAAUCCGCGUUCAAGAUGCA
Messenger RNA from Chara braunii, 2148 nucleotides. The record is from the annotation of a GenBank genome assembly. Lineage: Eukaryota; Viridiplantae; Streptophyta; Charophyceae; Charales; Characeae.